This is a messenger RNA of Ustilaginoidea virens, 372 nucleotides long. RefSeq lists its product as uncharacterized. The transcript has a single exon. The coding region runs from base 1 to 372 and encodes 123 amino acids. The record is from RefSeq and is a predicted model, not a curated record. Lineage: Eukaryota; Fungi; Ascomycota; Sordariomycetes; Hypocreales; Clavicipitaceae.
AUGGGCUCUUCGCAAAGCCACGCAGGCACCGACGCCAAAGACAAAUCCCUCUACCGGAAGUACCAGGACGCCAAAGGCCCCAAGCCCAUCAAAGACGAAGACAUCCUCAAGUACACGGGCAAGACGCGCGACCAGCUGCACGCCUGGGCCGACGAGACGCCCGGCGUGGGCAGGAACCAGCUCGCGGGCAAGCUCGCCCUCGGCCCCGCUUCCGGGCUAGGGGGGGCCGCGGCGGCAGCGGGAUACGGCGGCUGGGGAACAGACGCCGAACCACGGGGGCCGAGUCGCGGCAUGAAGUUUCCGCCCGGACGCGACGGCGGGGAAGAGGAGCAGCAGGAGUCUUUGAGGGGAGUGGUCAAGCCAAAAAGGUAA